AUGGUAUCAGGCAAAUCCAAACUAUUUGCUUCCUUAAAAGUUAUCGACGUGCUUGUUUUUCUUUAUUACUAUAUUGGAACUAUCGUACUUGGAUUUAUCAUGAAAAAACCUACCUCAAGUGUGUAUGCUGCUGCAAUAGUGAUGCUUGUUUUCUUAGGCUUGCUGACAGUUUCAACUAUUAUGAUCUAUAUAGUUAGCCCAGGAUAUAUUCCUCAAGAUUUUCAAUUAGCCACGAUUCCAGAAGAAAACAAAUAUCGCAGCUCUAAUUAUAUUUCAGAAACAGACUUAACUGAGGCUCGCAUUACCGAAUGCUCUUCCUGCAGUGUAAAAAGUCCACCUAAAACAAGUCAUUGUUAUGAAUGCAAGAAAUGUGUCCAAUAUAGAUUUUCCCACCUCCACUUGUUUUGCAAGUGUAUUGGGCUUUACAACAUAAAGUUUUAUUUUAUAUUAAUGAUGAGCUGCUUAAUUGGUUCAGUUACGUGCAUCGGUCUUGAUUAUAUGAUAAUGAGAGACACAAAAACCCCUUUUUAUGACUUAAACUUACCGUUUAUGCUGAUGCUUUCAGCAAUAUAUUCAUUAAGGUUUAUAUAUGAGGCGGGUGAUCUACUAAUAUUCAUGGCAAACAGAGAAAUGCCACCAGUUAGAACUGAGUAUAGUGUAUUCAGAACUGACAGUUGGUAUGAAAAUUAUAAAUUUCUAUUGGGAAGUGUAUUCUUAUUCUGGUUUAUACCAUUUAAAAUUAUGAGAAAGAAAGAUAUGGCAGUCCCAUUGCGUCUCAGAACAACUUAUGGGACAACAAUAAAAAUAAAGCAUAAAUAUGUCUGCAAUUAA
Molecule: messenger RNA, 831 nt
Organism: Blepharisma stoltei
Lineage: Eukaryota; Ciliophora; Heterotrichea; Heterotrichida; Blepharismidae
Source: the annotation of a GenBank genome assembly